UGGAGCUUGUGAACGUGGGAACGUUUUGCCGCUGGGUUGCUGCUGGAGUAGAACAUUGUUUGACAGGGAGGCGACCUGUGCACAGGGAUAGAAGACAGAAGUUAGUUUGCGGUGUGUCUGGCAGUUUGCGAGUCAACGGGGAGGCAGAGCCGAGAGCUUCAAAUGAUUUGUAGGAGUCUAAGCAACAGGGCACAGAGAGAAAUGUCAGGGACUGCUUCAGCCUUGAGCAAAGGGAAGCGCUACUAGUACACCGCAACGCGGAAAAUAUUCAGGGGGAGAGAAUGCGAAUGGUGCGAAGAUACCGAAAUCAAACAAAAUGGAAACGAUGUAGCGACGCUGCGGCAUUUCAUAUAGCUAGAACUAACGUUAGAGUAGAGAAUAGAUAGCCGAGGAGCUAGCAGGUGAACUAACAUACAUGUAAAGUUAUUCCCCGGAGAAGCUGAGCCCGGAGGCGUCUGUUGUAUCAGAAGAGUUCAUCAGAUAUCAGAGAAGACACACACAGGAAGAUGCUACGGAGAAGACUGAACCGAUGGCUUGGCCGCGAUGAAAGAAGAGUGGACAGUAGGAGUAUCUGCGUUGGUCAUCGGUCCUCUUCCAACAAUGAGGCUUUCAUUCCACCCAAGUUCUGCGAUAACAGGAUUGUGUCCUCCAAGUAUACCGUUUGGAACUUCCUACCAAAGAACCUGUUUGAACAGUUUAGAAGAAUUGCCAAUUUCUACUUCCUCAUCAUCUUCCUGGUGCAGGUGAUAGUGGACACCCCUACCAGCCCAGUCACCAGUGGCCUACCCUUAUUUUUUGUGAUUACAGUAACGGCUAUCAAGCAGGGCUACGAGGACUGGUUACGGCACAAGGCUGACAAUGAGGUGAAUAAGUACCCAGUGACAGUGCUAGAGCAAGGCCGGAGGGUACGGAAGGAGAGUGAGAAGAUCAAGGUUGGAGAUGUUUUGGAGGUGGAUGAAGACGAGACCUUUCCCUGUGAUUUAAUACUGCUGCAGUCUAGUCGAGAUGAUGACACAUGUUUUGUUACCACAGCAAGUCUGGAUGGAGAGUCCAACCAUAAAACACACUACACAGUGCCAGACACGGAGAAAGAUCUGGAAUCUCUCAACGCCACCAUCGAGUGUGAACAGCCACAGCCUGACCUUUACAAGUUCGUCGGCCGUAUGCACAUCUACAAAACGGAUCAGGAGCCUGCAAUGAGGUCUUUGGGCCCAGAAAACCUCCUCCUGAAAGGGUCAACUUUAAAAAACACUCAAACAAUAUGUGGUGUUGCAAUUUACACUGGCAUGGAGACAAAGAUGGCUCUCAACUACCAGGGCAAGUCUCAGAAACGCUCGGCUGUGGAGAAGUCCAUCAAUGCCUUCCUUCUGGUUUACCUUUGCAUAUUGGUGAGCAAGGCCCUAGUGUGCACUACACUUAAGUAUGUGUGGCAGAACAAGCCCGGACAGGACGAGCCUUGGUACAACGAGAAAACCCAGAGAGAGAAAGACACCAAUCUGUACCUAAAGAUGUUCACUGACUUCCUGUCCUUCAUGGUGCUCUUCAACUUCAUUAUCCCGGUGUCCAUGUAUGUGACGGUUGAGAUGCAAAAGUUUUUGGGAUCCUUUUUCAUCACAUGGGACAAGGACUUCUUUGACCCUGAAAUAAAAGAGGGUGCCUUGGUCAACACUUCAGACCUUAAUGAGGAGCUUGGACAGGUGGAGUAUGUCUUCACUGACAAGACGGGCACUCUCACUCAGAACAACAUGGAGUUCAUAGAGUGCUGCAUCGAUGGCUUCCAGUACAAGUACCAGGACGCAGGCACGGACUUGGACGAAUUCUGUGUCACAGAUGGACCUGUAAACAAAGUGCAGCACAAAGCUGGCAGGGAGAAGGAAGAGCUGUUUCUGCGUGCCCUGUGUCUGUGCCACACAGUCCAGGUGAAGGAGUCUCCACAGCAGGGUCAGGGCCAAAGGGACGGACUGAUGGACCGGGUGGAUGGCUUAGGGACGGAUGGAGAGGGGCUCCAUCCACCCCCACAGGAGCAGAGAGGCUUUAUCGCCUCCUCACCUGAUGAAGUGGCUCUGGUCAAGGGUGCCAUGAGGUACGGCUUCACAUUUCUGGGUUUUGAAAGUAAAACCAUGAAAAUUCUCACUAGGGACAAUGAUGUUGAAAGGUAUGAACUGCUUCACGUGUUGAACUUUGACCCAGUGAGAAGGCGAAUGAGUGUUAUAGUCAGAUCCAAAUCAGGUGAUACACUGCUUUUCUGUAAGGGAGCGGACUCAUCCAUCUUCCCUCGCGUCAGACAGGAAGAGGUCGAAAGGAUACGCAUGAAUGUUGAGCGUAAUGCAACAGAGGGCUACCGGACACUGUGUGUGGCCUACAAAUAUCUCAAUGCAGAGGAGUACGCCCAGGCAGACGCAGGCCUGAGGGAAGCUAGGCUGGCUCUGCAGGACAGAGAGGAGAAGCUCAUGGCUGUUUACAACCAAGUGGAGACCGGCAUGAGUCUGAUAGGAGCAACUGCUGUGGAAGACCGGCUACAAGAGGAGGCAGCAGAGACCAUGGAGGCUCUCCAGGGUGCAGGCAUGAAGGUUUGGGUGCUAACGGGGGAUAAGAUGGAGACAGCAAAGUCCACCUGUUAUGCUUGUAGAUUGUUCCAGAGAAACACAGAACUGUUGGAGCUGACUGUGCGUACUUUAGAAGAUGGAGGCAGGAGGCGUGAGGAGCGACUGCAUGAGCUCUUGGUUGAAUAUCACAAGAAAGCCGUACAGGAUGCACCACCAGUUAAGGCAGGCGUCACCAGGGCCUGGUCUUCAGCAAACCAUGACUACGGCUUUAUCAUAGAUGGAGCCACUCUGUCCAUGGUGCUCAACUCCUCCUCUGAAUCCAACUCAAGUCGCUACAAGAACCUGUUCCUGCAGAUCUGUCAGAACUGCACAUCUGUGCUCUGCUGCCGCAUGGCCCCUCUCCAGAAGGCACAGAUAGUUAAAAUGGUGAAAAACUCUAAAGGAAGUCCCAUCACCCUUUCCAUUGGAGAUGGUGCAAAUGAUGUCAGCAUGAUUUUGGAGGCUCAUGUCGGGAUUGGUAUUAAGGGUAAAGAGGGUCGACAGGCAGUGAGGAACAGUGAUUAUGCCAUCCCCAAACUCAAGCACCUCAAGAAACUUUUGUUGGCUCAUGGGCAUCUCUACUAUGUUCGCAUUGCACACUUGGUGCAAUAUUUCUUCUACAAGAACCUUUGCUUCAUCUUACCUCAGUUUUUGUACCAGUUCUUCUGUGGCUAUUCCCAGCAACCCCUGUAUGACGCAGCCUAUCUGACGAUGUACAACAUCUGCUUCACCUCUAUGCCCAUCCUGGCUUACAGCCUUUUGGAGCAGCACAUCUGCAUGGAGGUUCUGCUGGACAAUGCUACCCUCUACAGAGGGAUUGCUAAGAAUGGCAUGUUACAGUGGGGUCCUUUCUUCUACUGGACUUUACUCGGAGUCUUCCACGGCCUGCUCUUCUUCUUUGGUGUUCGAUAUUUGUUUGGUAACCCAGCACUGCAGGAUAAUGGCCAGGUCUUUGGCAACUGGUCGUAUGGAACGAUUGUCUUCACUGUCCUCGUCUUCACCGUCACACUUAAGCUCGCUCUGGACACACGGCACUGGACAUGGAUCAACCACUUUGUUAUCUGGGGCUCCCUGGCUUUCUACGUGUUUUUCAGCUUCUUCUGGGGAGGAAUAAUAUGGCCUUUCCUGAAGCAGCAGCGUUUGUACUUUGUGUUUGCCAACAUGCUGAGCUCGGUGUCAGCCUGGCUGGUCAUCAUCUUACUCAUCCUGCUCAGCCUACUGCCAGAGAUCCUGCUGGUGGUUUUCCGCAAGCCCCGCGGGCCCCACGCUGGACAGAUGAAGCCAGUUCAUUCGAGCGCCGGGGGCCACCAGUCUCCCCGGUCUUCAGCCAGGCCCCUGCUCAUGAGAACCUUUUCAGACGAGUCCAAUACUGUCAUUUAAACAGCUGUCACAGGAAGGCCUCCUACAAACAGCCAGAUUACACCUGUCACACCACUUACCUAUAAGCACCUGAAGGAUCGCCAGUGAAAGGCAGCGAGGACCGGUGGCAUCAACACCUCCAGGGUCCUGUACCGUUCAGGUCAGAGCUGGCUGCCAUCAGGCUCCAUCUAAAAAGAAGAGCAGAAGAAAAAGAAGACAUGAAUAUGGGGGAAGGGAUGAAAAGGGGUUUUGCAGUCUUUUGACUCUGAUCUGUCCUUCUCCACACAUUCCCUAUAGCUCCCAACCCCCCCCAGCGCAUGCCUGCAGAGCAGUGCCCUGCAUUAUUUGUAAUAUAUCUACUCAGAUGACAGGCAUGAUUUAGUUUCUUUCUUUUACUUUUUAAAAAUACUAGCUUACAAACGAAUGCAUACACAGCUGCCUUGUCAGUAGCUCUAUCCCACUGCUGUGUUUUAACAAGCAGUUGUAAUAAUAUCCACUCCAAGAAUGGUUCACCUGCAUGAAAGAUGGCUCAAAAGAAAGCUUCACUCCAUUGAUGUUCUGUCACUGUAUGCUGCAAAGAUUUUAAAGAAGACAUAAUGUCCUAUAUUUUGCAACGGUUACACUUUGAACGUUUAUUCCACUUUAUUGUCAUGACACUUUUUGAAGGGUAUUAUUUAAAUGGUUAUUUUCAGAAAUUACACUCGGGUCAAAAUAAUUCAUGAAGAAAAGUUACUGGCGAUUUUCCGGGUUAAAGAUGAUUAUAUAAAGAUUAUAUUGCUAUUAGUUUGUUAUAUGUGGAGUUAAUAGAGGCCAUAUUACCACUCAAUCCAAAAAGUUUGUGUGUGUAUGCAAGAUUGAGAGAUAGAUUAGAGAUGUAAAGCAAUCUAACAUUGGAGAAUGACCUUAAUCUUCAAACCUCAGAGAUAAUUUAAGACUCAAUUAAAGAUGAGAAAAUUAAUAUAUGUGCUGUAUUGUGUAUAUAUAGCUAUAGGGGUGUGUAAAAACAUCUGCUCCAAGCCAAAAAGAUGAAUGUAAUGCGAUCUGAUUCUGUCCACACCAUUGUGACCCGAAAGUGAGAAGUCGGUGUGUGUGUCUGUGUGUUACAUAAGUGCGUGUUGGAUGAGAAAAGCCAGACACCUCUGUGUGUCAUGAAAACCAGGAUUACUUGAACCUCUAGAUAUAGUUUGCUUAGACAUUUGCUGCACUAUUAAAGAAGCUGGUUCCUUCAUAGCAUAGAUGGUCACUUAGGCACAUUACAAUAUGCCCGAGGACACACACAAUAACCGCACAUUGCGCACAUGCACUAAAGCCUAAAUGAGGUAUUUAUGUUCAUCACUCAUUAUCUAGUUUGCAUGAAUUGUCCUAAGCAGGCUAAAGUUGGAGUGUAAAGAACAUCAACUCCCGACCUGCCGCGUCAACACAGUUUGUGUCACCGUGCGGCUUCACGCUCCAUUUCCUUCCUUCUGUUUUUGGUCACGUUUUCUGACUGACAGGAAGACAGAGUUGUGUUCCUUCCUCUAACUUCUUGUGUGUACUGCUUCAUACAUUCCAUUCAAACAUGCCAUCAUUUAUAAAUCACCUUUUUAGAUAUACUGUUUUCUGAAUAUAGUUUUCUGUUUUUUCCACAAACAUGUAUUGUCUAUUUGGCAUAUUUAUUGUUACCUGUACUUUUACUCACACAUGUUAUACUUUUAUUACAUAAAUCUUUUUUUUAUUGUCCAAGGGGUUAGCUUUGUGCUAGUUGAGUUUGUCUGUUUUACUGCAGCCCUGAUGUGAGUGUGCCAAUCCCUUAAUAGUCUUUGUCCGACAUGCAAAGACAGGCAGCCCCCCCCCCCCCCCAACACUCCCAGUAUCCCAGAGUCAAACUCUGAACCAAUGCCACUACUUUUACUGAUGAUACCUUUCAUUCAUCUUUUGUUUUGCUUUACAAAAUCUGUCAGUGUGAGGAUUUUAUACUUUAGUAAUAUGCUGAUUCCUGUAAACACAUAUCUCCAGUACAGUACUUUGAAGUGCUGGCCUUGUAUUCCACUCCACUGAAUGUAGCCUGACAUAUCUGAUACAGUGCAUCUGCGCAAUGGCAGUCAUACAUGCCAGAUUACAUUUAAAUUAGUGUUAAGUUAGUACUGAUGUGUUCUUAACAAAUGGACAGCGACAUUUUCUACAAAGGUCGCUUGUUUUCUGACAGGAAUAUGAAUGCUAUUCUUUACUCUGUCACAUGUCACCUCCACACUGCACUGAGCCGGAGACCCCGGAUGUAAGAGGACACGCUGAGAGGGGCUGCCUGCUUUGUUAAAAAUAUAUAAAACCUUUAAGUGACAUCAGAAAUGCUAUUUUCAGAGCUUAAAAAUAUCUUGAAAUCUAACGUUUUGCCUGUCUAAAUGAAAAGUAUAACAUGAUGGAUUGUAUUUUUAAUGCAACCUUUUUCCAGCCACUUUUGUAAGAAAAUGUAAGAAAAAAAGCAAGAGAGGCUCUGUGGUUGUGGACGCUGUCCCUGUCUGUAAAGGGCUGGAGGUGGACUUCUUCAGGCACCUCAGCAGCCCUGCGUCAUGCAGCAGGGACCCCCCCCCCCCACCUCCAGCCCUUUGGGUCUCCAGCCUCAACACUCCAAACCUCCAAGCUGAAUGUACCUCUUUGAAACUAGUAUGUUCAAAAACCUGAAGAUUUUCUGAAAUAAAGCAGAAUGUUUUGAAGAUAAA
Messenger RNA from Gymnodraco acuticeps, 6640 nucleotides. It is a transcript of the gene atp11c, whose product is annotated as ATPase phospholipid transporting 11C. Gene Ontology annotation, cellular component: trans-Golgi network; endoplasmic reticulum; plasma membrane. Gene Ontology annotation, biological process: phospholipid translocation. Gene Ontology annotation, molecular function: ATPase-coupled intramembrane lipid carrier activity; magnesium ion binding; ATP hydrolysis activity. Bases 507 to 3965 code for a protein of 1152 amino acids. Lineage: Eukaryota; Metazoa; Chordata; Actinopteri; Perciformes; Bathydraconidae. The transcript has 31 exons. The record is from RefSeq and is a predicted model, not a curated record.